Messenger RNA from Leptosia nina, 312 nucleotides. NCBI's taxonomy places the organism in Eukaryota, Metazoa, Arthropoda, Insecta, Lepidoptera, Pieridae. The record is from the annotation of a GenBank genome assembly.
AUGGCAAACGCUAUGAAACGUUUAAUUCCUCUUUUGGACCGAGUUUUGAUUAAGCGUGCGGAGGCAGUGACUAAAACCGCUGGCGGUAUUGUAAUUCCUGAGAAGGCGCAAUCAAAAGUUGUCCACGGUGAAGUUAUUGCCGUGGGCCCCGGAGCAAGGAAGGACAAUGGCGAAUUCGUUCCUGUUCUCGUGAAAGUCGGCGACAAGGUGCUCCUCCCCGAGUACGGCGGCACCAAAGUGUCCCUCGAAAACGACGAAAAGGAGUACCAUCUAUUUAGAGAAUCUGAUAUUUUGGCCAAGAUUGAAAAUUAA